UACCUUUGUUUUUUUGCUUGACCCUUUAGUUACAGUUCUUUUACGGCGUAGGUAAACGAGCAGUACCGCGUCGGCGCCACCCGUGAUGUAAACAGGCCGUGCUGAUCGUACCGCCUUCGGUCGAAAGACAACGCUUUCUCCGCAUCUCCGCCGUGUUUUCAACGCUGACGCCAGUACAUGCCAACCUGUUGACAUAGAGGCAGGUACGACUCAAUAAGCGGUUCUAGCGUCGUGUCGCCAAAAUCAUGGGGGAAAACAUGGAUUACGAUAUGAAAUUAAUAGAGGAAGUGAAGAGAUAUCCCGAAUUGUAUGACAGUUCCCAGAGAAACUUCAAAAAUAAAGUUCUGAAGGCGGCGUUGUGGAAAGACAUCGCUUUCAAAAUGAGGAAACAAACGGACGAGUACUCAAUUAAAACAGUCCGCAUGAGAUGGAAAAGCCUACGAGACUCUUACGUCAAAGAAAUUAAAUACAAAAUGGCAGUCAGCAGUGGACAUAUCCUUAAGCCUCGUAAAAACUGGCGUUACAGCAACUGUAUGACAUUUCUUGCUCCGUUCCUAGCAAUAAGUUUUCCAAACACCAGCAAAAUAAAAGACGAAUCCUGCGAAAUAAAAGAAGAAGUUAGUGAUCAAAGUGAGCCAACCGAUCCAACAUAUUUCUUGAAUGUAAGUUCGGGCCCAGAGGAAAACUACGGCCAUUUUCUAAGUGCUUUAUUGGACUAUUCUAAUAAUCAUAAUUCUACUGUGUUCAAAACUGAUGAUGGUGAUAUCGAUUCGUUCUUUAAGGGUGUUGCUGAUACAGUAAAGAAGCUUAGUGCUGUCAACCAGGUUUUUAUCCAGAGGAGUGUAGUAAAUAUGGUAUUGGAUAUUAAACUUAGAGAAGCUCAUGAAAAAGCAAAUAUUCUUAGAGAAUCUGGCGACAAUGAUUAACUUGCGUUUAGAUCCCGUUGAUUAAACAAAAUAUCUAAAGGUAAUUUACCUAUCUAAAUAAAAAUAUCUGAAUCAGAUUUUCUAAAAACUUUAGAUAAAAAAAUCUCAAUAUCUAAAUAUUUUAGUAGAUAUUAUUGUAACAUAUAAGUUUUUUAAAUGCCGUUCAUUGCUGAAUUCUAUAGUAUUGUAAACUUUUGUACAUUUUGUACUCAGUUUUGUAUUUUGUUCCUUUGGUAUUUUUCUCAUGUACUUAAAUUGUCUGGCUAGGUUGUCAGAUCUAUGCAACUUUGUUUUAUGUAAACUACAGUGCGUCCAUAAAGUAACGCAUAAAUUCAUUAUUUCAUAAACCGGUGACUUAAAUAAAAAAAAUC
Molecule: messenger RNA, 1297 nt
Organism: Diabrotica virgifera virgifera (western corn rootworm)
Lineage: Eukaryota; Metazoa; Arthropoda; Insecta; Coleoptera; Chrysomelidae
Exons: 2
Coding region: 246-926 (226 amino acids)
Biological process (GO): regulation of transcription by RNA polymerase II
Cellular component (GO): nucleus; transcription regulator complex
Source: RefSeq, a predicted model, not a curated record